AUGGAUGAAGAGAAAUCUCUUAAAGAGAUCUCAACUGUUGAUACUCAGUCCCUCACUAUCAAGAUUGCAAAUUCAGGCAGCAAGAAACUGAGUAAGGACAUUUUCUCCACUGUUCUUCCUUCAAGUCAGCAGAAACUGAUAGCAAAUUCAGCAACAUCAUCACCAUAUAACUCCCCUUCCCUCAUCUCUCCUCCAUCUUCUGCAUUUGUUUCAGCAUUACAAUCACCUUACAUUUCUCCAAGGGCCACUUUAGUUACAAAUCCAACUCAAGAAAACCAACCAAAACAAGAAACUCCCAUUGCUCCUACCUCAGUUACUCACCCAUCCCCACCAGUCUCAUACUGCGGUUCGCAGUCUGAUGAUGUCCCGAGCACCUCCUACACUCCACCACCAGAAAGAUACGAUUAUUCCGAUGACCCCACCGACACAAAGCUCAAAAUUGUCACCUGUGUACCCGUUUCAGGACCGGAAACCGAUCCUCGGAUAUCCUUUUCUUUCCCUGUCCCUCGAAUUUCGUUUGCCAAAAGCUCCGUUUCGCCUGCUUCCAAUGCCAAACUUAGGAGCUGUGAUGUGUAUAUAGGAUUCCAUGGUCAGAACCCGAAUUUAUCGCGCUUCUGCAAGUGGCUCAAAUCAGAACUUGAGCUUCAGGGUAUUGCUUGUUUUAUUGCUGAUAGAGCAAAGUAUGCAGAUAAUCAGAGCCAUGAGAUUGCUGACCGGGUUAUAUGCUCAGUAACCUAUGGUGUCGUCGUUGUCACCGGUUGUAGCUUUUUCAACCAUCUUAGCUUGGAGGAAAUAAAAUUCUUCGCGCAAAAGAAGAACUUGCUUCCUUUAUUCUUUAACACGGAUGCCAAUGAAAUCGCAAGUCUUUUUAACAGGAAUCCUGAUGCAAAGAAAUGUAAAGAGGCACUGGAUAUAAUACUAAAGUGCCAUGAGUUUAGACUGGAAACAAAUGAGAGUAAUUGGAGAACCUGUGUGGAGAAAGCAGCUGGGAUAUUAAGGGCCAAGCUUGGCAGGAGAAGUGUUGUAGAAAAGAUUUCAGAAGGCUUUGAAGAGUUGCCUUUUCCGAGGAAUAAAAGCUUUGUGGGAAGAGAGAAAGAAAUUAUGGAAAUAGAGUCUACUCUUUUUGGUUCUUUUGAGCAAGAAAGUGUCCAGGGAGGAACACCAGGACAAUCUGAAGGUCUGGCUGAUGAUGAAAGUGAAGGAAAAUAUAUAAAUCUAGAGAUAGGAAAGAACAAGGAAACCAAUAAAGAAGCUUGGGUCGAACCUGGAAGAAAUUCAAUGAAGAGACCUAAGUACAGAAAAUCAAGAAGUGGGAAGGAUAAGAACUUGGGUAUGAGUGUUGUAUGCAUAAAUGGCUUGCCUGGUGUUGGAAAGACAGACCUUGCUUUGGAAUUCGCUUAUCGGUAUUCACAGAGAUACAGGAUGGUCUUGUGGGUAGGGGGAGAAGCUCGUUACUUUCGACAGAACAUAUUGAACUUGUCUCUAAAUUUGGGCUUGGAUGUGAGUGCAGAUGCAGAGAAGGAAAGAGGGAGGAUAAGGAGUUUCGAUGAGCAAGAAUCGGAAGCGUUCAAGAGAGUUAAAAGGGAGAUAUUCCGCGACAUGCCAUAUUUACUAAUCAUAGACAAUUUAGAGACUGAGAAGGAGUGGUGGGAAGGGAAGGAUCUUCAUGAUUUAAUACCAACUAACACUGGUGGUACUCAUGUCAUUAUCACAACACAACUCAACCGGGUAAUGAACUUUGAUCCCUCGCAGCUUCAGCCGUUGACUACGCCUGAUACCAUGAUAUUGAUAAGGGGUCGAAGUAAAAAGGAGUAUCCAGCUGGAGAGGUAGAAUUCCUCCAUAAGUUCGAUGAAAAAUUAGGAAGGUCUAGUUUUGGUCUGUGGGUGGUCGGGUCCCUUCUAUCGGAGCUUGCAAUUUUGCCAUCUGCUUUAUUCGAAGCUGUGAAUCAGGUUCCAGUUGAAGAAGCCACAAGUUGCUCUAAUCUGUCCAAUCCAUUUCUAAUGAAAACAUUGGUUUUCUGUACAGCCCUUUUGCAGCAAAGCAACAAUAGUAGGGACUCGCUUGCCUCAAGAAUGCUUCAGGUAGGGGCGUGGUUUGCUCCGGCACCCAUCUCGGUGAAUUUACUAUCAGCAGCUGCAAAGAAAAUACCUAUAAACAGAAACAGGGUCAAAAAGUGGACUAAGCGUAUGAAAGUUGCUCUAUGCUUCUACUCGGGUCAUUGCCUGACAAGCCAAACAUGGAAGAGUGAACAAGAAGCAGCAUUACUUCUAGUUAAACUCGGUUUGGCACGAAAAGCCAACAGGCCGACAGGUUGCUGGAUCCAAUUCCAUCCCAUCACACAGAUUUUCGCUAAAAGGAAAGAUGGACUAAUUGCUGCUAAAGCCAAUGUCCAAGGUGCAAGGAAACUUGGAAACCCGUUAACAGAUUCCGACCAUCUUUGGUCAUGUGCUUUCCUUGUUUUCGGUUUCAAAUCCGAACCACCAGUUGUUCAACUCAAGGCCAUGGACAUGGUUUUCUUCAUUAGAAAAACAGCUCUUCCUUUGGCAAUUAGCGCUUUCACAACGUUCUCAAGGUGCAACUCGGCCUUAGAACUCUUGAAGGUCUGCACAAACGUGCUCGAAGAAGCAGAAAAGUCAUUUGUUUCUCAAAUACAGGAUUGGUGCCACGGAUCUCUGUGCUGGAAAAAGAAGCUGCAAUCGAACCAAAGAGUGGAUGAGUAUGUUUGGCAAGAAGUGACAUUGUUAAAAGCUACCUUGCUGGAAACUAGAGCAAAACUGCUACUAAGAGGAGGCUAUUUUGACAGCGGAGAGGAUCUCUGCAGAACCUGCAUUAGUAUCCGAACCGUAAUGCUGGGUCAUAACCACGCUCAAACUUUGGCUGCCCAACAAAUAUUAGCCAAAUUAGUAAGGAUGAGGAGCAAAAUAUGAUCCCAAAACUCCGCAAAAAACCACUUUUUUGGUGGCUCAGUUUUGUUUACAGCGACCAUGUAAUUCACUCUUUAGUUCAUGUAACAUAGAAAUCAUCCUUUAUCAAGUACUUUUCACCACAUCAGUUCAACUUAUACGAAAUGCAUAUCGCUUUCAGCAAAUUAUCGAUUUUGUCGAGCAAAUUUAAGUAUUUAACCAAUUGCACAUGAUCAACCUACAACAUUUGAGUAUCUUUCCUGCAAAUAGUACAUUGCAUGUUUAGUGUUUUUCUAGUGGGAUGAACCCAUGUACCAUGACAUUUGGUUCAUUCAUUUACUACACAUCAGUUCAAUCUCAUUAGGCCAUUAAAAAGAUUGUCUUUUUAGUUUAUCUCACAACCAAGAAAAGCUUAUCUUGGAAGG
Molecule: messenger RNA, 3329 nt
Organism: Lycium barbarum (goji berry)
Lineage: Eukaryota; Viridiplantae; Streptophyta; Magnoliopsida; Solanales; Solanaceae
Exons: 1
Coding region: 1-2928 (975 amino acids)
Biological process (GO): recombinational repair
Molecular function (GO): ATP hydrolysis activity
Source: RefSeq, a predicted model, not a curated record